This is a messenger RNA of Auanema sp. JU1783, 315 nucleotides long. Lineage: Eukaryota; Metazoa; Nematoda; Chromadorea; Rhabditida; Rhabditidae. The record is from the annotation of a GenBank genome assembly.
AUGGACGUCAAAGGGAUUCUCGAACUCAUCACAAGCAUCUCUCCUGGAAAGGAAAACAAUAUGAGAAUCUUGAGCCCUCGUUUGUUUCCCGUCGUGGCUGACGACAAGAGACGUCAACAGCUUCUGUCUCCAGCAAUAUUCCCUUUGUACAAGGAUGAAUCUGAGGAUCAGAUUUUGCCCAUCCCAGAGAUAUUAGAAGAAACAGGAAUGAAGAAGGAAGAUCAAGAUAUCAUUUUGCAAACGAUCAUGGAGCUGUCUGGAGCAAGAAAAACAGUCGAAAGUGCCAUGAAGGUAGGAAACGGAUAUGAUGGCUAA